AUGAGUGGAAAGAUUUUCACACCAGUCAAUCAAGUGCGAUUCACGAACGUCGCGGUAGUUCGACUUCAGAGGAGCGGCAAACGUUUCGAGAUCGCCUGCUACAAGAACAAGGUCAUCGAAUGGAGAAAAAAGAUCACGACCGAUCUCGAUGAGGUCCUGCAAACGCCCACCAUCUUCACCAACGUGGGCAAGGGCGUCAUCGCCAAGAAGGCCGAAUUGUCCAAGGCCUUCAACACGACCGAUCAGGAGAAGAUCAUCCAGAUGAUUCUCGAUAAGGGCGAGAUCCAGGUAUCGACCGAGGAGCGCAAGCUGCAGCUCGACAAUUCGUUCAAGGACAUCGCGCAAAUCGUCGUCGAGAAGUGCAUCAAUCCCGAGACGGGACGGCCGCUCACGGUGGGCAUGGUCGAAAAGGCGAUGAAGGACAUACACUACUCGGUCAAGGCUGGGAAGAGUCCCAAGCAGCAAGCGCUCGACGUGAUCCGUCUGCUGCGCGAGAAGUCCGAUUUCCCCAUCGCCCGCGCGCCCAUGCGAAUGAAGAUGAUCCUGCCCGAGGGCGACCUGGACAAGGUCAAGACCGAGCUCAAGGACGAGAUCCAGAAGAUCGAGCGCGAGGACAAGAACGGUGAGAGGCGGGAGGUCGUCAUCCUCAUCGAUCCCAGCAACUUUCGGUUCGUCGAGGAGACCAUCAAGAAGCAGACCAACGAGGCCGGCGCCGUCGAAGUCCUCACCCUCAUCGUGCACUCCGAAGGCGAGUCCAACAUCGAGUAG
This is a messenger RNA of Acanthamoeba castellanii str. Neff, 768 nucleotides long. RefSeq lists its product as uncharacterized. The coding region runs from base 1 to 768 and encodes 255 amino acids. The transcript has a single exon. Gene Ontology annotation, biological process: cytosolic ribosome assembly; ribosome biogenesis. NCBI's taxonomy places the organism in Eukaryota, Discosea, Longamoebia, Acanthamoebidae. The record is from RefSeq and is a predicted model, not a curated record.